UGCAUCGUACGACAUCGUCACGACAGAAACCACUGACUGACGGCAGUCAGGGAAGGCCUUCCGCUUAAACAAAAACGUGUUUGUUUUUCUUUUGAUAUGAGCGUUUCCACUCUGGCGCAGCCACGAUGGGAAUAGAAGAAGAAGCCGACCGGACGCUCUUUAUAAGAAAUUUGGAUUCUAAAGUAACAGAAGAGCUCUUAUUUGAGCUGUUUUUACAGGCAGGACCUCUCGUCAGAACUAAAAUUCCAAAAGAUACAGAUGGGAGGCAGAAAACUUUUGGUUUCGUCGUGUACAAACAUGAAGUGUCCGCCCCCUAUGCCAUGCAACUGCUUGACGGGACGUCUCUGUUUGGGAGGAACAUCCACGUCCAGUUCAGAUCAGGUAGCAGUCAUGGCAGCACUCCUGGAAACUCUCAGAAUUCAAGUCCUGCAAUUACCCCAAAUCCCCAUGGCCAGAGAACCCCUACGCAGUUCAGUCCUUCAUCAUACGGCCUUCAACCCCCAAUGCAGAGGUCUUUCUCAUCCCCUGAGAAUCUACAGAAGCAUGCUAUGAUGAACAACGUGACGUGGCAGCUCCACAUGCAGCAGCUGAAUGACACUUUCGCUACACCUCCACAGCAGCAGCCUCCUGGAGGUAGGAGUAUAGUCGGAGGGAGCUCGAGGCACCAUGACAACACCCCCUACCGGCAUCACCCAUCCAAGAUGGGCAGCGGGGGCCGCAACCCGGGCUACAGGGACGAACCGACGUACCAGCAGCAGCAGCAGCAGCACAGCCAUGGCCAAGGGUCCUACCACCAGCAGAACAACCGCAGCGGGAACCGCCACCCUGGCAGCAGGGGUGGAAACAGACAUUACGAUGACAGGGGUAGCGACCGCGGUUACCACGACAACAGAUGGCGACGAUACUGAAACACAAGAGGGACUUUUUUUCACUUAUUUUGUGGAUGGUUUUUAAAGAAUGUCGGGAGUUUUGUUGAAAAAAAAAAUAAUUUGGUGCAUUCCGACUGUUUGCUUUUUAACAAUGUUUUUAAAUUUGAACAGUCUUUGAUGGGAGUUUUCCCUCACAGAUGUUAUUAUUUUUAGUCAUGGACUUAUGUCGUGAGAGCAAAGGCACAUUUCAGAUAUCAUAGAGAUCUCUGGAUUACAAAUAAUAAAACAAAAAAGACAUGGACUAAAAAAAAAAAAAAAUCAAUGACCCUUUUUUAUGUUUGGCAAAUUCAGUUAAAUGGUGCUAAUGAAAACGUUCUGGUGCUUUUCAACAUUUUUUUUAACAAGAUAUUUAACCAGCAACAACAUGGCACCAGGUUUUUCCAAAUUUUCAAUGUGCCGGCUUUGCUCUUCCUGUAAAUGGGCUUAUUAGAAGUUUUAUUUUUGCAGUUUUGAUCUGUAAGACGUCUUUUAAAACCAACAUUCUUAUAAAUCUCUUUUCAUGACAACA
Messenger RNA from Oryzias latipes (Japanese medaka), 1437 nucleotides. It is a transcript of the gene rbm7, whose product is annotated as RNA binding motif protein 7. Gene Ontology annotation, molecular function: single-stranded RNA binding. NCBI's taxonomy places the organism in Eukaryota, Metazoa, Chordata, Actinopteri, Beloniformes, Adrianichthyidae. Gene Ontology annotation, biological process: regulation of alternative mRNA splicing, via spliceosome. Gene Ontology annotation, cellular component: nucleus. The record is from RefSeq and is a predicted model, not a curated record.